AUGAGAGACACUAAAGAUACUGUCGCCUGUGAGCAAAGCUCCAUUAAUGGCGACAGGAAAGAUAAGACCCUCCAUUACGCAAGUCGUGGUCAGACACUCAGCGAGGAGAACGCUGGUACUGAUACUAUUUCGGGAUUCGAUGCCCAGUGGAUGAGGGCACGAACAUCCCUAACUGCCGAGGAAGAGAAAAAGCUGUUGCGUCGGGUCGAUUGGCACAUCAUGCCACUUUGUGCGAUAAUGUUUCUGUUGAAGAAUAUAGAUUCCGAGAAUGUCGCGAAUGCGAGGAUCAUGAACAAGGGUACAGAAAGAAAUAUAUUGACACAACUUGGCAUGACCACUGAUCAAUAUAAUCUCGUUACGGUUCUUUAUUACAUUAGUUGGGGAAUUGCCCUCGCCUGUCAUACAGCAGUCAAGAAUAAGGAGGGACUGUACGCGGUGCGCUUUAUCCUUGGCUUGGUAGGGCCCCUGUUCGAAGCUGGAUUGUUUCCUGGAGUUAUUCUCCAAUUAUGCUACUGGUAUCGGCCUGAUGAGAUGUCACUAAGAUUGCUUUACUUUUUACUAACAGGACAAGAUAUCCUUGGAAACUUCUCUGGAAUUAUUAGCGGCGUACUAGCCUACGCGUUUGAUACAGUGUCCGGGUCUCAUGGAUUAUCAGGUUGGCAAUGGCUCUUCUUAACAGAGGGCAUUAUCACUGUCGUGUUCGGCAUAUUAUUGAUAUUCAUAUUUCCUGAUUUCCCUCCUCAAGCCAAAUGGCUUACGGAGAAAGAGAAGGCGUUCAUCCAGGCCCGAUUGCCACGCAACGCACCUCGAGCUGAAGAGGUCAACUUCAAUUUCCGUGAAAUCUUCGAUUCACUGCGAGACCGCCGGCUGUGGCUUUUUACCCUGAUAUGGGCCUUCUUUACCGUAGGAACGCACGGUCUACGAUUCUACCAACCGACUGUGAUCGCAAACCUAGGAUUCACGGACAUUGCAACAUCCCAGCUUCUCAACAUUCCUACCUCCGUCCUAACGGUCCUCUGCAUCGGCGUUUUCGGUAUUUGGGCCGACAGCUCCCGCCUUCCCCGACCUCUUUACCCUCUAUCUUUCCUAGUCGUCAUCCUCGCCUGUUAUGGUGUCCUCUACAGCUUCCCCAGCAACGGCGCCGUCUAUGCCGUGACCGUCAUCGCGAAUGCAUUAGGAAGUGCGUGGUUCCCAUUGAUGUGGCCGUGGCGCGUACAAACCACGAGCCGUGCGACUGGCUCUGCCUUCUCGAUCGGCUUUGUGAAUAGUUACGAUAUUCCAGAGCAAGUAUGCGCCGCAUUAUACGGUGCCAUUUGCCGUUACGAUGGGGCUGAUAGCGGCUUGUAUUUUGACUACCCUUGUCACUUGGUGGAUAACCAGGGACACGGAGAGAGCGACAAGGAGGUUGAAGCUGGCUAG
Messenger RNA from Aspergillus pseudonomiae, 1419 nucleotides. Its product is annotated as major facilitator superfamily domain-containing protein. Gene Ontology annotation, biological process: transmembrane transport. The record is from RefSeq and is a predicted model, not a curated record. Gene Ontology annotation, molecular function: transmembrane transporter activity. Gene Ontology annotation, cellular component: membrane. NCBI's taxonomy places the organism in Eukaryota, Fungi, Ascomycota, Eurotiomycetes, Eurotiales, Aspergillaceae. The transcript has 9 exons. The coding region runs from base 1 to 1419 and encodes 472 amino acids.